Messenger RNA from Quercus lobata, 1089 nucleotides. RefSeq lists its product as uncharacterized. The record is from RefSeq and is a predicted model, not a curated record. Gene Ontology annotation, molecular function: DNA binding. NCBI's taxonomy places the organism in Eukaryota, Viridiplantae, Streptophyta, Magnoliopsida, Fagales, Fagaceae. The coding region runs from base 91 to 1089 and encodes 332 amino acids. The transcript is spliced from 3 exons.
UCAGCUUCAUCUCAGAUUCUCCAUUCAUGUUCUCGGCUUCAUCUUAGGUUCUCCGUUCUGUGACUUCACUGUCUGAAAUUGUUGAGUGAAAUGGAAUCUGCCUCUGUGCCAUCUAAUGAACGUGCUUCUACAAUUGGGUCUAAUGCUAAUUCUUCAUCUGUGAGGGCAAAAUGUGAUCCUGCAUGGGAUCAUGUAACUGAAGAGUUGAAAGACGGAAGAAGUAGUUAUAGAUGUAUACAUUGUGGGAAAACUUAUAAAGGAGGGGGCAUUAAUCGGAUGAAAAGACAUCUAGCUGGAAUUAAAGGUGAUGUGGCUGCAUGUAUGGGUGUGCCUUAUGAUGUUAGGUUCCAAAUGGUUGAGAAUUUGAAGGAAAUUUCAAAAUCUAAAGAACAAACAAAAAAGGAUCAAGAAGCAUCUAAUUAUUCGCCAUUAGAGGAUUCACCAGAAUUUGAAGAUGUCCAAGAAAUUACUCCUAGAGGUAGGGGGUUAGGUAGAGGAAAUAGAAGUAGUCCUAGUAAUUUUCCACAAAGAUCCAAUCUUGGCAAGAGAAAGGUUGGUGACAUUGGUAAUUACUUCGCUCCUAGGACAACACCGGGAGCUCAACCUUCUAUUAAAAGUGUGCUUGCUGGCAAAGAAAAGAAGCGGAGGGUUGAUAUGGCUGUAGCUAGAUGGAUGUAUGAUGCUUGCAUUCCAAUUAAUGCUGUGAAUUCUAGUUAUUAUCAGCCUAUGUUCAAUGCUGUAGCUUCUUAUGGUCCUGGAUAUAGAGGCCCAAAUUAUCAUGCCCUUCGAGUGCCUUUGUUGAGAGAAGCAAAAAGAGAAGUUCAAUUGAUUGUUGAUUCUCAUCGUUCAUAUUGGGCUGAUACUGGUUGUACAAUAAUGGCUGAUGGGUGGACUGAUACUAGGCAUAGAACAUUGAUUAAUUUUCUUGUCUAUUGUCCUAAAGGUAUUAUUUUUAUAUGUUCUAUUGAUGCUUCUGACUUGGUUAAGGAUGCUAUUAAUUUAAGCAACUUGUUUGAUGAAAUUGUUAAUUGGCUGCUGGAAGAAUUUUGUGUGGAAAAUAUAGGAAUAUUAGUUGGUCACCUUGUGUAG